AUGGCGGACCGCGUCAAAGAGUUCGCCCAGCACAGGAGCCUUGUGGACGACAUGGUUCAUGAAGUCGUGGCCGAUUGUUGGCGCGGCACGGCGUUGUUCUACGACGUGCGCCGAGCUCCGGCGAAGGAUACUUCAGGGGCCAUCGAACACCAGGAAAACGGCAACGCAGCGCAGACACAGAGGACGGUCAUGAGCCAGGAGGGCUUCGAGCAGGUCUGCAAGGACAUCGUCAACGCUGUGUGGAACGUGCAGAAACAGCAGAUCCUGGCCCUGGCGAUGUGCCAGCACGGCUUCCACAAGUUCGACGCGAGCGCGCGCCAGUGCAUCGCGAUGCAGAACUACCUGUCGAGGGCGAUGCUGAACCACCUGUCGAGGAACACGAUCUUCAACUCGGGUGAGCAGUACGGCAAACGCGGGCACAUCGCCAUGCUGGAGAACGUCAGAAAGUGGCUGCAGCCUGGGAAGGCGCGGGAGCUCACGGACGGCGGCGAGCCGCCCUACUCCCAGCUCUACGCGCGCAGGGCCGUCAGGGUCGACUUCGAGGCUUGCGCGACGCGGAAGACCUUGUGGGGCCGGGCCCAUGCAAAGUGCCACAUGGCGCGCCAGAUCGG
Messenger RNA from Prorocentrum cordatum, 611 nucleotides. Lineage: Eukaryota; Dinophyceae; Prorocentrales; Prorocentraceae. The record is from the annotation of a GenBank genome assembly.